Molecule: messenger RNA, 1656 nt
Organism: Colletotrichum paranaense
Lineage: Eukaryota; Fungi; Ascomycota; Sordariomycetes; Glomerellales; Glomerellaceae
Exons: 9
Coding region: 1-1656 (551 amino acids)
Molecular function (GO): ATP-dependent protein folding chaperone; ATP binding
Source: RefSeq, a predicted model, not a curated record
AUGCGACCCGCGUACAAUGCCCAAGUCCCGAGGAGGGUAUCGAAUGGUGAGGAAGAUGAUGAUUUACUUGUCAUUGGUAUUGACUUCGGAACGACUUACUCUGGAGUAGCCUGGGCUACGACUGAAGAAUUCGAAAACGACCACAUUAACAUCAUCACCACCUGGCCUGGUAAGGGUCUCGAAGAAGGCAAAGCUCCAACAGAGCUUUACUAUGACGGCGAUAUGAUGAUGUGGGGAUACAACAUCCCUGAUGAUGCAGAUCCGAUUCGUUGGUUCAAGCUUCUACUCCUCAAAGAUGAGGACCUUGGCCCUGAAUUGUGCGCAUCUGAGUUCAUUUUGCGAGGCAAGAGAAUGCUGAAAGACUCUGGAAAGACUGCCAUUACGCUCGUAGCGGAUUUUCUGCGGGUGCUCUUCAAUCACGCGAUGUAUACCAUCACUAAGUCGAGAGGAGAAGAAGUCGUUGACGCCAUGAGGCUGCACAUAGUCAUCACAGUACCUGCAAUCUGGAAGGGUUAUGCAAGACAGGCAAUGGAGACAGCCGCGGAGCAGGCGGGAAUUCUCAGUACACGGGUAGCGGGAAAGACUAGACUGACUUUGGCACCUGAGCCCGAAGCCGCAGCUUUAUCAACUUUGAGCGAGCCAGGUAGAAGGGUGGGCAAGAACGAUGUGUACAUAAUUUGCGAUGCCGGUGGUGGUACGGUGGAUCUCAUCAGCUACCAAAUCGAUCAAACGAAACCCAUAUUGAUGCACGAAGCAGUAGAAGGAACAGGCAGCCUUUGCGGCGGUAUCUUUAUUGAUGAAGCUUUUGAGAGAGCAUGCAAAGCUCGCCUAAGCAAAAGAUGGAACCAUUUAACUGGUACUGGAAAGAAGAGAAUCAUAAGAAAUGAAUGGGAGGCACUCAUCAAACCAACAUUUGUGCCCGCUCGGACGCAUCAAGACUAUAUCGUUGAAAUACCAGCCGAAGCUUUCAGCGAGUCUGGUCUCAACGACUUCUGCAAGGAGCCAAUCAUCAAGAACGGAAGGAUCCAUUUCAAGGAAACUCACAUUCAGAGCACCUUCAUAGACUCUUUAAAAGGGAUUGAUAAGCUGCUCGCGGAGCAGACUAGAAUGGCGGCAAGGUCUGGCUUGACAAUUACCGGCAUCAUUCUUGUCGGAGGAUUAGGCGCCAGUCCGUACUUGUAUGAACAUCUCAAGAAGCAGCAUGGAAUGAAAGUCUUGCAGUCGGGGGGUAUACAACCAGGAGCAGUUCAUAAGGGAUUCUUGGAUGGCCACCGAGCUGAAGAUCAGACCCUUGUUAGGCGGCCUGACCAUAGACUUAAGGGCGAUAUUGUUUCUCAGAAGAGACCAGUACGAUUCUCCUAUUACGAGAUUUACAAAGAAGACGUCGGAGGCCGGUUUUCUGUUGGCAUCUGCGAAUGCGAUGCGGCGGAGGUGCCGGAUCGGUGCACAUUUCAGGUCAAUGACCUUUGCUACAUUGAUUGCAAGCUCGACGUUCCAUUUUCGAAAUUGCCUGACAUCAUGACCAUCGACGGUACGAUGGCAAAGAAGAUGACUUAUGUGGUGGAGAUGAUUCCAUCGGGGGCGUCUGUGGAGUUUGCUGUCUACAUUGAUGGUAGAAAACAAGGUAGUCAUAACGCCAGCGUCAGGUUUGAGUGA